UGCUGUCCAGUUCGGAGACACGACACUGAAUUAAGACUAGGCGACUUUCCGCGGACAGCAUGGGGAUUGUAUCCGACUUGUAAACACAGCUGGAAUAAACGAAGCACGAUUUUUGGAACGUCUUCAGCAUCGCCUCUUUGGAUUUGUUCUUUUCCUCCCUUGUUUCUUCUGCUUCUUAAAACAAGAAAGAAGAAAAAAAGGUUGAACCUAGCACUUUUGGCAUUUAAAACCCAGCAGGAGUUUGUUGGCGGAUUGGCAAUGAGUGUGGUGUGUGUGUGAGCAGCUCCAGAGCUCGGUGGAUUCCCCCUGGCUUGAUGCGGUGUGAGUCCGAGCGACUCCGUGGUUCCGCACAGCCGCCAUCGGCGCGCCCAAAGCCGGCCUCGGUGUGAGCGGGGACUCGGUGCUGCGCCGUCACCUCCAACACCUCCUUCACCAGCACACUCACCUCCUCCUCCUCCUCCUCAUCCACCACCUCCUCUUUCUCCACCUCCUCCUCCUCCUCCUCAUGGCGCAGCGGUACGAGGAUCUGGUACAUUACGGAGGGGACGGCCUCGGGAUCCCGGCCCCGGCGGUGUACGGUGAGCCUCACGCGGCGGUGCGCGCCAUGCACGCGAUUAACGGGGGACCGGGCCCUGGUUCCGCCGCCGCCGCUCUUCACGCGCACCACUAUCCGCUGGCAGCGGUUUCAGGCGUGGGCUCGGCCGUUAACGACGCGCUAAAACGCGACAAAGACGCCAUUUAUGGACACCCGCUGUUUCCUUUGCUUGCACUGGUUUUCGAGAAAUGUGAAUUAGCGACGUGUACGCCGAGAGAAAGCGGCCUGGCGGCUGAUGUCUGCUCAUCCGCGUCCUUCGACGAGGACAUUACCGUGUUUUCAAAACAGAUAAGGACAGAAAAACCGUUUUUCACGCCCAAUUCAGACUUGGAUAACCUGAUGGUGCAAGCAAUACAAGUGCUGCGUUUUCAUCUUUUAGAAUUAGAAAAGGUCCACGAGCUUUGCGAUAAUUUCUGUCACCGGUACAUCAGCUGUCUGAAAGGGAAGAUGCCGAUGGACUUGGUGGUGGAUGACAGAGAAGGAUCUUCCAAAUCCGACAGCGAGGAAUUUAGUCGAAACUCCGGCGGCACCACAGAUCAAAUGUGUUGGAGGGAAGAUGACUCCGUCUCCGUUCACUCCACAGAAGGUCCAGCACCCUGCGGCGGACGGUCCAGUUCUCUCAAUGGAGACAACAGUAGUGAACAUGGUGACCUUUUGGACCACGGUGCCGCUUCUCCAAGCACAGGGGACGAUGAUGAGACGGACAAGGACAGGAGGAACAACAAAAAACGAGGGAUUUUCCCUAAAGUGGCAACCAACAUCAUGCGAGCAUGGCUCUUCCAGCACCUAACACACCCGUACCCAUCUGAAGAGCAGAAGAAGCAGUUAGCUCAGGAUACGGGUCUCACAAUCCUCCAGGUCAACAACUGGUUCAUCAAUGCCAGGAGAAGGAUAGUCCAGCCGAUGAUCGAUCAGUCGAAUCGUGCAGUAGGUCACAGUGGGCCGUACACUCCUGACAGUCAGCCAAUGGGAGGCUACAUGCUGGAUGGACAGGCUCACAUGGCAGCCAGAGCCCCAGGCUCACUGGGGAUGGGGAUGGACAGUCAAUGGCACUACAUGUAACCAAUGUGUACUGCAUCGUAACACCUACAUAGGUGUCAGCACCAAAGAUGGCGAAUCGUCAAUGCUACAAAUCCCAGGAGCCUGAUAAAUUACCUCUCCGUGGCUUAAGGAAUGCAAGUGCCUCGCUGCCACCACAGAGACUGCUGCAGCAGGCCGUUACAGCCGUCUCGUUCAAAAUGGCCGUCCCAGCUGGAGCUUGGCGAGGACUGGGACAUCAAUCAUAAUGGGUCAAAAAAAACAAAACGAAAAAAAAAAAAAAAGAUAAAAAGUAAAACACCUUUACUACUCCCAGCCUUACCUGCUGUAGGCUUGGUACAAAGACUGAACUGCCUUAAAGGAUAAGGACACUCAAAUGUUAAACCUCAAAAAAAUAUUUUAUCCAGGUGUUUAAAAGUUUUUUUUUUUUGGUCAGAAAUGAUCUCCAAUAGACAGUCUUUAACUACUGCAUAAAACACUAAUUGAUAUCAUGUUGGGAUGUUUUGUGAAUUAAUAAUGUAUUUACCUACAUAUUUACCUCUGAUUCUUUAUUUAUGUAUUGGCUUAAAAGCAGAGAUUGUAACAGCAAUCAGAUGUCCAUAGGUACAACAUCAACUUCCUAAGUUUGAGGAUUAGCUUCCUUAGCUACACCAUUAGCUACUUAAAUUACAACAUCAACUCCCUUGGUUACAUCAUCAGUUUCCUUAGUAACAGAAUCACCUUCUUUAGCUACAGUGCUAACGUUACUUAGUUACAGGAUCAUCUAACUUAGUUACAACAUCAGCAUCCUUAGAUACAUUGUGAGCUUCUUAGUAACGGCAUCGGUUUCCAUGGCAACAGCAUCACCUUCUUUAAAGAGCUAACUUAUUGGUUACAGCAUUACUGUAGCUUACUUAGUUAUAGCAUCAACUUCCUUAGUUACAGCACUAAUGUCUUUACUGUAGUUAUAGCAUCAAUAUUAUUGCUAAGAGCAUAAAUUCCUUAAGUACAGCAUCAACAUUCUUACUUACAGCUUCAACUUCUGUAAGUACAGCAUCACUUUCCGUAGUUUCUGCAUCAAGUUCUUUAAUUACUGUACAUAACAACAAAACAAUUUUCAUUGGUUGUGACACUUGAUUUCAUAGCUAAAGGCUAAAAUUCCUGAAUUACGUAAUGUUAUUUACAACGUUAAUCGCACAGAUAUAAAAGAAACUUUAUAGAUUACAGAAUCGCUCUUACAGAUACAAGAAUCAACUUCCUUAUUUAUAGCAAUGUCUUCCUUAGAUACAACUUUAAAUUCCUUACUUAUAUCAUCAGGGUUUUUUUUUUUACCGCUGUGGCAACCGCUUGCUGGGAGCAACCAAAAGACCAACAACAACAACAUCAUUAGGUUUAUUUUGUUACAGGAUCAACAUCCUGGGUUUCUGCACAGUCCACAGUAACUGCGUAUAUACUUAUUUACAGAACCAACUUUUUAGUUACAGCAUUAACUUCCUCAGUUACAGUAAUAACUUUCAUUGUUAGAAGCUGAGUGUCAGCUUAGUUACAGGAUCUUUUUGGCAUUGGAGGGACACCUAAAAGUAUCCCCGGUACUGCUAGGCAAAAUGGCAGCGUAUGAGUUUCUGGGGAACAUGCUGAUCUCGGAAGGGUCUUUUUUUAGCGUUGUUCUGUUUUAAAGUUCUCCAGAGUGAAACUAUUGCUACAAAUAUUUUGUAAAUAGCAUGUUAAUUUGUCUCUGUAAAAACUGUAGACACAAAAAACAAAACAAAAAACUUUUCAGCUUAGUAUAAUGGAUAAACAGUUUGACACUGACAUUCUAAUAAUGGCUUUUGUGUCAGCUUAAGUUUUGUAAUUCAUUAUUUCUCAAAACUGGUAUUUGGGCCCCUCAGAUGGAUUUGUACAGGUGCUGAGAAACUGGUGUGCCUUGACCUCAAGUUAAAAUAAAUGAUGUGCAUAAAGUCAUCACUAUCCAGAGGUAAAAUAACCUUGCAUAAUUUUAUUACAUUUUUACUUUCUUAGUUCAAUUACUUAAUGGAAGAUUCUGCAUAAUUUGCAUAGUUCAAAGUGUGUGGCCUGCAAAUUUCUGUUAAAGUGUAUUGGAGGUCACUUUUGUGCCGUCUCGUAUCCACCCCAAUAAAUACACUGAAUAAAAUAUGCACUUUGAGGUUUAACAGUGACCUUUAAGAAGUUAAAAACUAUUUUCUCACCAGCAACAGGAGGACCUGCACGCAUUUUCAAGGAUCUACGUGGAAUCUAUGUGGAACUACAUUAAAAUCUGACCAGGCCUGGAGAAGGACAUUACAAAAAAAAAAAUUAUAAUAAAAAUAGACGAAGAAGAAGAAGAAAAAAAGAAGCUUGUAUUGAUGGUACGGUUUGAUUUUAGAUGACAUAGGCACUAAGCUUGCAAAUUUUUAAGGUUGAUUGUAUAAUUUUGUAGUGCUGCAAACACCAAAAUGCAACAAUGUUUACCCUUAACAAACAUGCUGCAGAUGCAUUGAUGUUUUAAAAACUGAAUGUUUCUUGCCUUUCUUAUGCGAUCUGCUGCAUCUCUCGAAUGAGUAAUGGUGCUCCAAGAAAAUCCUGAAAAAAGAUGAUUGUAAAUGGUUUGGUUUGCAUUGGUACACCAUAUUCUGUAUUUUCCGCACUAUGUGUGUUUGUGCGUGUGUGUGUGUGUGUGUGCGUGAGAGUGCGUGUGUCGUUUUCAUAAAACUUUUUACCUCAAUAGCUGAUGGCUGGUUUUAUUUCUCUAAUGGAGUUGGAACAAUAAGGCGACUUCACACUGGAGCUGAUUAUGUGUGCCACCUGUAGGACAGCAGCGAUACUGCGCAGUGUGAAAAUUGAGAUGCACAUUAUCAUGGUUUAUAUUUAGAAACAUAUUAGACACAUAUUCUUAUGGUUUAUAUUUAUUCAUAUGGAAGACACUUUUUGUCUACUUACAGGAUAAAACGUGAUAUUUUAAAGAAAAAGAAAACAUCAUGCUGGCUUAUCACACUGUGAAUUUACUUUUACACUGUUAGAAAAAUUCUAACUUUUAUUUGUAUUCAAGAAGCAUCUUAAUCGCAAAAAAAAAGCAAACAUGCACCUUGUAGCGCAUUAUGCCCUGUACAUUACUGUAGUAAGGAAUAAAUCACUCUGGGACAUGCUGUUAUUGGAACACCACAACAGCUCAAGUGUUUUAUCAGCGUUUUACAAGCUACUUUUAUAGGCUACUUUUACAGACUACUUGGCUCAACCCUGAUCAGGAUUCUGUCUCCUUGCUUGUGUCGCAUGAACUUGAUAGAGCUUUUGACACCACUGAUCACGUUAUUCUCUUGAAUAAAUUAGAAAAUAUUACUGCCGUUAUGUAAACUUCCCUCUCCUACUGUAGCUCAGGUCUCAUUUGGCUGAUUGUAAUCUUUUUGUAGAUGCAAACGUGCAAAUAUACAGUUUGGUGUUCUGCAAGGUUCGGAUCUAGACCCACUGCUUUGUUUCUCUAUACUGUAUAUGAACAGUUUGAUUGCAUAAAUGCUAUUGUAGAUUUUCACUCAUUUUGGCAAAUUCUUUUCCAGAGCCAUGCAAGGCUGUCUAUAACAAAAUAUUUUUGUUAAACAUUUCUAGAUUUUGUUCUUCUACAAUCUUUGAACUAUCACUAGCACUGAUUUUUAUCAUUUGGCAGCCAUAAUUGCGCUUCAAAGUCAGAUUAAUGAAAGAAAAUGAAAUAGAGAGAUAAUGUUACAACACCUAAGAGAUGUUUCUAUCAUGUUUGCUAUUCUCGCAUUGUGUCCAUUACAUUCCUUUUUUUAAAUAAUGAUUUCUAAGUUAUGUUAUUACCUUGUGGGACUACAGACAUAUCACCAUAAGAUGCAUAAAUGACCAUUCUAAGUGAAAAUACAACUGGUAGAGGAGGAAGCUGAUGAUGCUGUACAUGGAAGUUUUUUAAAUAUUUUACAAUGUUUCUCAUGAUCUCCAGCACACUUUGUAAUUAAAAGGUUUUGUGUGGAGCAAAACAACACUUUCUCCCUGUUCAAGUUUUCUGCCAUGAACUGAUUUACUACAAAAUCAAAGCAUGAGUUUUCUAUCAUUUUUUUUAUAUCUAUGGUUGACUUUAAACGGCAUACCUAAAUAAUCAUUUACACAACUCCGGACUGAUUUAUCCACUGUGACAAAAUCGUAGGAGGUGGAUUUAUAGCAUUUUGCAAAAUUAACUCUGGUAUAAACAAAAUAAUUUUGACAUAAUAUUUUGCCAUUCAUGCUUUUUAACAUGUUAGUGACCUAUUAAAACCA
This is a messenger RNA of Clarias gariepinus (North African catfish), 5875 nucleotides long. RefSeq names its product Meis homeobox 1 a (gene meis1a). Gene Ontology annotation, molecular function: DNA-binding transcription activator activity, RNA polymerase II-specific; RNA polymerase II cis-regulatory region sequence-specific DNA binding. Lineage: Eukaryota; Metazoa; Chordata; Actinopteri; Siluriformes; Clariidae. The transcript is spliced from 13 exons. Gene Ontology annotation, biological process: brain development; animal organ morphogenesis; embryonic pattern specification. The coding region runs from base 506 to 1657 and encodes 383 amino acids. The record is from RefSeq and is a predicted model, not a curated record.